AGCUGCACCAUUAUGAUUCAUAUAUCUUGGAUCAGAAAGAAAGAUACAGUGGCUUUCCUGAGCUCAGCAGCAUGUGCUCAAACAGCAGUUUGACUACCAUUUCUAAUCAGGUCCGAGAACUAACUCCCACGUUUCCAGUGCUCCCACAUAUCAGAUCAGGCCUUGGUAAACUGUCUACAACCGCGAGCACCCUGGUGCUCCAAAUGGAGCAUGAGCGGGAGAGAGGGAACCUAAGUCGCUGCCUGAAACUGGCUCAGGAGAGGGAGGAGCUAGAGAGGGAGCUCAGAAGGUACAGUCUGGAAAGAGGCUCCACAAGGGAAAUUAAGAAAGAACAACCAGAUAUGGAGACAAGAGAGUUUGUUUGGGAAUAUAAGAGCAGCACUUUGCCACACAGAUACCCCCAGGACAGAAAGGAGAACUUUGGUAUGUCCCCAAAUCCUUACUCUUCAUCCUCUGUCCACUGGGAAGCCCAUCCUCAUGACUCUGCUCCCACUCUCAACCCUACUAGGACCCAUUUCAGUCCAUCUUCACCUACAAGUCCUCCUUUUAAUUCUGGCAACUAUCAUCUUGUUCCAUCCUUCAUCAAACAGGCCCCCCAUCAAUCUGAGGAAGUAGACAAAAACACAUUAACUCUCCCACACUUCUCCUCAAUGCACCAGAGACAUGAGAGGUUAGAGGCUGCACCAGAGGACUAUGAUAAUUCACCACCAUCCACAGUGUUAGAAAUGCAUAUAAAUAAUUCAUGCUCUGAGGUACCAAGAAAGAACAGUUUUAGUCAUGACAGCCUUUCAACGUUGUCUUUCCAUAGCACUAAAUAUACUGAAAGAUCUAACUCAACUCUCAGUGCAGUGCCAGACUCUUCAAAAGCAGAGGUAGUGUUCGGUGAGCCUGCUGCUGAAGAUAUGUGUGUUGAGAUGAGUGUAGAUGAGCCAGAGUUGGAGGUGUGUGUAAUGCGGCCUACAAGACCAAUGCUGCAUCAGAGAAUUGCCUCUCAUGUGCAACAAGGGCGCUCGCUGACUCGCAGAGGUCGGUAUGAUGACAUCAGGAGGAGCACAAGCUUUAACUGCCAUAGUCCUGCAUCAGUGGACAAUAUUAUGAGGUUCCAAGCUUCUCCACAACCUACAGAACCAGAACUCUGGAGACCUGUGACCCAAGGCUCUAAAAUCUGGGACUCUAAGCAGCGAAGUCAGAGCCUAGACUCAAGGAAACAGAAAAAGAGCAAUUUCCUGACUCCUGAAGCAUGGAUAGACUCACUCAGCCAAGAGAACUGCUCUGUUGCAUCUUCCUCCAAUCCAAUCACUCUGGUCAGAGAGCCUCAGAGUUUUCCUCUCAGGAAGAUCUCCAAAUCUCCUGCAAAUUCUCCUUCUGCUAGCCAAGCUGCCUCCAACUCAUCUCCCGCUGUGGACCCUUUAUAUCCAAGGAGCAGUCCAGACAGGCCUUUAUCAAUUCGUGACUUAACUUCCCACUCUAAGCCAAGAAGAGGGCCAUCCAUCUUUCCAAGUCCUGCCAAAUGGCCAACCACCUACCACCAGGAGGCCAUGAAAGAGGCAGAAAGUUGCUUGGAGGCCAUGAUAGAAGCUUCCAGAUGCUUACCAUAUGAUGACAAUGAUCAAGACACACUGGAAGUGGAGGCAGGAGGCUACAAUGGAGCGCUGGAGUCUGGGAGCAACUACAGCAGUUAUGCCAGCAGCGGCCGAGGCAGCAUGGAGCCUACUAAUGGACGCCUGCCCCCGUGUCACCUUUCCCCAACCCCUACCAGUUCACCUGAGACUGUAGAGGAGAGCCAUGGGAGCACAGAGGACAAGCACAGCCACCAAAUGGAACCAUGCCAAAGGAGAAAAGUCUCUGUUGAUGAGAAUUAUGAGUGGGAUGCUGCUGAUAUCUGCUCACAGCCUGGAGACCACGAUGGCCUGCUUCCUUCAAUGAAUCUGCUGAAGCCUGCUCCAUGUUGUAGCCUUCCUAACAUGCAAUGCUCCACUAAGGCACUGAAAAAUUGCAAUGAGCUCUCUUUGCUCUCAGGGCAUCAGAGCAGUUGCUUUGCUGAGCCAGAACCAGACACUGUGAUGUUCUGACAGCACCAGCCUUCGGCUCAUUUCAGCUGGUGUGUCCUUUCACUUAUGGACUCUUAUCAACAAAAGGUGCAUGUGGCAGAAAGUGAGCAUUUGCCUGAUCGGUCUGUUUCUCUUUUUCAAACCUUCUGUAUAAAGAGCAAAAAUACUCAAUGGCUUCUUGAGCAUAUUUUGCUUGGUCUCUUUGACCGUCAUUUCUUACAGGUCUAAAAUUAAUGGAGAUACCAAAUUAUCUUUACACUUAUGCAGAGCUUUAAAAUGUAGGUGCUUUUCUGUGACCUGUCAUUAUCAUGCUUUCAUUGUACUAAGAGACAGCCUACCGGUCUGCUGACAUCAAAGCAUUUCACUGAGCUGAUGGAUCCACUCUGUUCUGUGGUGUAGUUUGAUACACAUUCAUCAUUCAGGGAUGACUCGGUGGCCACACAUGGGGCAAAACGAUCUCAGUCAUCAUCAAGUGACUGGUUUAGGCUGUGAGUGAUUAAUGUUUUUAAAUAUCAUCAGUCACCUUAGAGUUUCCUGAAAGAGACAUUUAUAAAAUGCCAAUAAAUGAGGAAGAUAAACAGAAUAUAAAAGGUUUUCCUGCUACACUGUUACUGUUUUUCUGUACUCAGUAAGGAUGAAAGCCUUGAUUUCUUAUCAAGCUGUCUCUUUGUUUAGCGACACACAGUCUCUAAUUUGUAAAGAAAAAGGGUCAUGUCACCUGGUUGGAGUUUUCCUUGUUUAUUUUUAUAUACUGUAUGUAAAUUAGCUUUUUAAAAUUUAGCUUUAAUUAAUUUUCAAGGGCCAAUUCACUGAAUCAUUACUGCUUUUCCCCCCAGUAACACCUGCUUCAUACUCGGUUAUUCACAUUGACACCUGGGGGAUAACAGUUGAGUGAUUAAAUGCUUAAGCUGAUGUAAGGUGCAUCAACACAUCCUUCUAAGACAUGGCAAUAACUCCAUCAAAUAUUGUAGCAGCACUGUUAUGCAAUUUCAUAUUUUUGAGGGUUCAGUCAUAUCAGUAUUUAUAUCAAUAAACAUUCAAACCAGAAUCUAUUAAUUUCAGUGGGAUCCUGGUGUGGUGCUUCAUGCUUUCCAUUAAAGUAAGCAUUGGAUCAUAAAAUGUGGCCAGGACAGCCAUAAGAGAAAGUCAGAUUGUAAAAGUAAACAACAAUUGAUGUUGAUGGCAUGACAGAACAGAAGUUGAGUGAAAUUGAAUAAAAUCAUAUAUCAUAAAAUUAUUACAACUAUCAUUAUUUUAAUGGGAAAAGCAGUCCCCUCAGGGGCACCAGUGGAUGUCUCACCUCUAGCACCAAAAUGUCCAGUAGCAGCUCUGUAUUCACUGUAAUAUAACCCUGCUUUACUGAAUGAGAAGCAACUCUAAUGGAGCUUUCUGUUGCAUCCAUUGUGCCACAAACAAAACUAGCUAAAACCUACUGCACUGUUAACUGAGCUCCAUCUACCAGCUAUUUGACAAGACAGUGCAAAUGAAUUUAGCUCUGCUACUUUCUGGUAUGACUGGGCACUUGUGUGAAGAGUUUUGUAUUACAGUGGAACACAGUUUAUUGCAUUAUUGGAAAUAUGGCAGCACCAAACCCUACAUGCCAGUGUAUAUGAGGAUUGUUCUUGUUUGCUCUGGAGGAUCAACGCUGCAUCUUUUACAGCACAAGCCUGCCACCAUAGCCCUAAACCUACUGGGAGAAACAUGUUUAAGCCUCAUGCUCUCUUUUCUUCAUGAACAAAGGAGGAUAAAGAAAAUGUACAUUUUGCUUACUGCUCUAGCUCAAGGCUUUCACAUUAGUCAACCACAUAAUUAACUCAGAACUCCACAGUGUACCAGAGCAUUGCAGGGUAUCCAUCCUAUAAUUGAAAUUCUCUCAUAGAGGCUUCAUUUACUACAAAUCAAUGUUUCACUUGUGUAGAACAUUUUCAUUUUCUGGUGUACGCCCAGUGUACCUCAAGUCCAUAAGUGAUCAAACCCCAUACUGCUGCUCAGGGGAUUUGUAGUCAGCACUAUGUUUUUGCCAAAAUUUUUUUUAAAUCAUAACUAUAAAUUCUGUUUCCAUUACAUCAAGCAAAAGAAGGAUAUGUAAGAAUAUCACUUCUGUAUACCAGGUCUAAUACUUUAAAAUAAAUAAUUUGACCUGUGUUUGACAUUCAAGUCUAAAACCUGAAUAGCAGAAUUCUCUGGGGAACUACAAUAUAUGGUAUGUUGAGUGCUAUUGAGAAUUCAGUCAUGAAAUAUUCUUGCAGAAAAUGGAAAAACAUAACAUUAACUACAGAAAAAUGUGGAUAAACAGUACCAACAGAGCACAACAGCACAAUGGAAGAAAACCUAACAAAGGAAACCUGUUCACAAAGAGCUGUGAACAACAGCAAGGGCUCAUAAACCUGAUUGUUAUAUUGCUACCAUUCUCAGUUAUUGUGUGUACUUAGGGGGAUUAGCUUUAAAGUAAGCACUUUUUACAGUGUCCAUUAAGAAGUGAAUGAAUUAUUUGCAAAGUGUAAUGCAAGAAAAUGUCAUUUACCCAAUGACAAGUAUAACCAUAUGGUGCUCAUGAUGCUCACCAGAAUCUUUCUGACUGAAUGUCAUCAUAAAAUUUUCCCAGACUGUGAGAUUUUAGCAAUAUUAAGAUGUCUGCCACAGCAAACACAGUCAAUAUAGAUAAUUUUCAGAUUCUAUACUGAAUGAAUUUAAGACUCUUUAAGACUUGUUUUUGAGAAAUUUUUACAAAAAAAAAAACAAAAAAACAGAUGUACUUUUACUGUAGCAGAGUAGCUGAAUAGAUUUCAGUGAAAUUCAACUGUCUUUCAAUGCAUUCAAAGCCUCUGCUGCAAGAAGGGGGAGCUUGCUGAAGUAAAGCACUGUAUGUUUUUUGACACUGACAGCUAAAAAAAUCUUUUAUAUUAAUAGAUGCAUAUAAGUCCAUAAUAAAAUUGAAAUA
Messenger RNA from Monopterus albus (swamp eel), 4992 nucleotides. RefSeq lists its product as uncharacterized. The transcript has 3 exons. The record is from RefSeq and is a predicted model, not a curated record. The coding region runs from base 72 to 2072 and encodes 666 amino acids. Lineage: Eukaryota; Metazoa; Chordata; Actinopteri; Synbranchiformes; Synbranchidae.